Molecule: messenger RNA, 5210 nt
Organism: Branchiostoma floridae (Florida lancelet)
Lineage: Eukaryota; Metazoa; Chordata; Leptocardii; Amphioxiformes; Branchiostomatidae
Exons: 30
Coding region: 378-5210 (1610 amino acids)
Biological process (GO): detection of mechanical stimulus
Cellular component (GO): membrane
Molecular function (GO): calcium ion binding; calcium channel activity; protein binding
Source: RefSeq, a predicted model, not a curated record
CAUGACUUGAAAAUUGAAGUUGAAAAGACGAAAAAAGUUAAAAACUGCUCUUCUUUUCCUUGACUUUUGCCCAGUCUGGAGACUUCUGAGUAAAGGGACAGGUAGUAAGCUUUUCCUGUUUUGGUCAAAAUUUGUUUAAGUUAUGCAGUUUAGUUGGUGCAAUGGCAGAUUUGAGUUGUUAGGUGCUACCAAGGAGCUUUUUUGAUGUGGUGCUACUUGUUGUAUCAGGAGGGAUCUGGGGUCAAAGGUGAGGUUUCUUUCAUGAGAGCGAGCUUUUCCCGGAGAAAAACCAUGAGCCGAACAUCUGUUUUCUUUGAAUGGUAUUUAAACUACACCCAAGUUACUUUUUGGUGGAGAAGAAUUUUUAAGAUUGAAAUAUGGAAACUACAACAACCCCACCUGUGACCACUACAAUGGAACCAGUUGCGACAACAUCUUUGACAACUACAAGACUUAGUCCUGAAGAAACUGCAACAACCCCACCUGUGACCACUACAAUGGAACCAGUUGCGACAACAUCUUUGACAACUACAAGUCCUGAAGCUGUCCAAUGUCCAGCGCUGACUCCCCCAGCUAACGGAGCGCAGAGUCCUACCGGAGUGAACUCCUACAAUGACGAGGUGAUGUUCACCUGUAACCAGGGGUACGAGCUGGAAGGAGCGUCUAGUGUGAGGUGCCAGGCAAACCGAGCUUGGAGCGGUCCUGUUCCAACAUGCAGAGUGUGUACCACAAGUACAGAUGCAGAGUACCGGUACCGAUGGGACCUUCCGCCUGUCACGGGCUCACGGUUUGAGUUUGAAGUGCAGGCCAGUGGCGACGUUAACGUGGCGCUAUCGGCACAGAACCAGGAUCUCAGCGACAUGUAUGAGGUAGUGAUUGGUGGCUGGAGUAACAGGAAGUCUGUCAUACGUCGCUCAAAGCUAGGGGCGGUACAAGCUGAGGCCCAAACACCAGGUAUCAACUCUCCAAACCAAUACCGAAGGUUCUGGAUAACCUGGGCUGAUGGCACCAUCGCUGUUGGACGCGGCAACGAGAUCGACCCGUUCAUACAGUGGGUGGAUCCGGACCCCCUAAACAUCAGCUAUGCUGGCUACUCCACAUAUAUGUCAAGCUCAGGCCAGUGGAGGUUCUGUUCACCAGGCAUCCGACUGAUGGGCGGAAGUUCGUCCAGCGAGGGAAGGGUUGAAGUGUACCAUGACGGGCAGUGGGGGACGGUCUGUGACGACGAUUUUGACAUGAACGACGCCAACGUCAUCUGCCGUCAGCUGGGAUACGGAAGCGCUCUCGAGGCCCGAUCUAAGGCAGCCUUUGGGGCGGGGUCCGACCCGAUCUGGCUGGACGACCUGAACUGCGGGGGCUCCGAGACAAGCAUCGAAGACUGCACCCAUAACGGAUGGGGCUCACAUAACUGUGGGCACCAUGAGGACGCUGGUGUCGUCUGCUCUGGCGCUGCCCAAUGUCCAGCGCUGACUCCCCCAGCUAACGGAACGCUGAGUCCUACCGGAGUGAACUCCUACAAUGACGAGGUGAUGUUCACCUGUAACCAGGGGUACGAGCUGGAAGGGGCCUCAAGUGUGAGGUGCCAGGCAAACCGAGCUUGGAGCGAUCUUGUUCCAACAUGCACAGUGGUCCAAUGUCCAGCACUGACUCCCCCAGCUAACGGAACGCUGAGUCCUACCGGAGUGAACUCCUACAAUGACGAGGUGAUGUUCACCUGUAACCAGGGGUACGAGAUGGAAGGAGCGUCUAGUGUGCGGUGCCAGGCAAACCGAGCUUGGAGCGAUCCUGUUCCAACAUGCAGAGUGUGUAACACAAGUACAGAUGCAGAGUACCUGUACCGAUGGGACCUUCCGCCUGUCACGGGAUCACGGUUUGAGUUUGAAGUGCAGGCCGGUGACCACGUUCACGUGGCGCUAUCGGCACAGAACCAGGAUCUCAGCAACAUGUAUGAGGUGGUGAUUGGUGGCUGGGGUAACAGUUGGUCUGUCAUACGUCUCUCAAAGCAAGGCGCGAACCAAGCUGAGGCACAAACACCAGGUAUCACCUCUCCAAACCAAUACCGAAGGUUCUGGAUAACCUGGGCUGAUGGUGGCACCAUCGCUGUUGGACGCGGCAGCGAGAUCAACCCGUUCCUGCAGUGGGUUGAUCCAAACCCCCUACCCAUCAGCUAUGCUGGCUACUCAACAGGAUGGGGCAUUGCAGGCCAGUGGAGGUUCUGUUCACCAGCUGCCCAAUGUCCAGUGCCGACUCCCCCAGCUAACGGAUCGCUGAGUCCUACCGGAGUGAACUCCUACAAUGACGAGGUGAUGUUCACCUGUAACCAGGGGUACGAGCUGGAAGGAGCGUCUAGUGUGAGGUGCCAGGCCAACCGAACUUGGAGUAGUCCUGUUCCAACAUGUGCAGAUGCCGACGAAUGUGCGACAGCGAACGGUCGGUGUGAUCACAUCUGCUCAAACUUUCCUGGAGGGUACCGGUGUUUCUGCCGCCUGGGAUUUGUGUUGAUGGGGGACGCCCAUGGCUGUGGAGUGUGCGGACGCUGCCAAGGCGGAGACGUCAACUGUGACCCGCUGUCAGGUGUCUGCUCCUCUGGGUGUCAGGAUGGAUGGAAAACACAGCUGUGUGAUAAAGCUGUGGAUCCACCAAUGGACCUGGCAGUAACUGACAUCACGGAUGAUGGGUUCAAGGUCACGUGGUCUCCAUCCCCUGAUCCUGACCUUGACCUUGAGGGAUACCGUGUCGUGGUGUCCAGGCUGGACAUAAUGACAGCUGUCAAUCAGAGCACAGCCGAGACAUCGUUUCCGGUGGUUGGUCUGUCACCGGAGACUGCCUACAUCAUCAGGGUGACAGCCCUGUUCUCAUCAGUCGGUUGGAAGGCACAGAGCGAGACAGCAAUGAUACUGGUGUUCACAGCCGCCACGCCAACCACUACGCCUGCACCUGCCCUUACCACCGAGCAGAAAAGUCGGGAGACCACCCUCCUUUCUACCGAACCAGAAGCUUCGACCGUACAAAAUACACAAGAGGCCAUGAGGGAUGGAGGGUCAUCUGAUGAUGCAGCCGCCACAACGACAGCCACUGCUACCACCAAACAGACAAGUGGCAUGACCACAGUCUUGUCCACCAGGCCAUCAACUCAAGUACAGCUAGGCUCGGAAGCCACUGAAACCACGGAGACCAGCAGCAGACCGCCGGCGGAAGACAAAGCAACACCAGGCCAGGCUCUUGGUAACGGUCUGGACAGCAUCUUUGCUGGUUCGCUGUCUGCAAAACCACAGGAUGUACUCCAGAAGCUAGCCCAGACUGCGGAUGUCCCUGGAGACGCUGUUGUCUUGGGGCAGCCAACAUCAGCUGCUGAGGAAAAGGCACAGGACAUCGCCGUAGGUGUUUUGAAGUCCAUCACCAGCAACCUGGACAAACUGGACAUGUCUGACCCGGCCACUGUCCAGUCCGUGGGAGGAUCUCUGGUGGAGUCGGUCGGUUCUCUGCUUGAGGAACCAGAGAGAGAUACACAAGAGGAUGAUGGGAAGCUUGCAUCUGAUCUCGAGGAAGACCAGAGUCUCUCUCCAAAGGAGCGCCUUGAAAAGGCAGAAGAAAGGGAAGAGGAGAAACAAGCCGAGAAACGAAGAAAUGUCCAGGAAAGCCGCCGGGUCCUGGAUGGUCUGUUCGACGCCAUUAUGGGCUCCAUGAGUCCAGGAGCCCCGGCAGUCACCAUCGAGAGGGGAGGGGUUGCUCUCCGUGCGGAGAGGGUCUGGGGUGACCAGUUUGGAGGCCGGGUCGUGCAGAUGGAGGAUGGGAGCUUUCAUCUUCCAUCUAAAGCAGCGCUGUUCCCGGACUAUACACCGCACAACGUCGCUAUAAGGUUGACGCAGUUUCAACAGAACCCCUUCACCUGGGGGCGCGGGGAGUACCAGGCACGUUCGUCUGUUAUGGAACUGUCACUCCUGCAGAACGACAUCCCCGUGGCCUUCAACAACCUGACUGAAGACUUUAACAUCACCAUUCCGGGCGGCUCUGGAAACAAACCAGCGACGACAACCAUCACCUUCCCUGCACCAGGAAACCAAAGUUCAAGCUACCAUUUGCUAAAGCUCAACAGCACCGCAGAAGGAUUCCUGGUCACCAUCACCCCACUGAACACAAGCGUGGUUUACGGCGUGUGGGGCAGGUACGGCGGCCGCCCUGAUGACCAAAACUACAACAUGUCCACGGAGACGUACAUCCUACCUGAGGAGUGUGCCUUGAUGAAAUCUCUCAGUGGCGAUGAAGACACAAACACAGAGAAGACAGAGGCAACGAUAUUCAUCCUGGGAGGAGAUGGUCCUGCGGAUUACUACAUCAAGGUCCAAGUACUUGGUCCAGUGACCGAGUGUGACAUGGAAACGAAAACUGACAUGAAGGAGUCAGACAGCAAUGACUUCUAUGCCUACCGGAUCCAGUGGGUCCGUUUGGGCUGCAUCUACUGGAGCGAGACCCAGGAAGACUGGAGGACUGACGGCUGCACGAUAAGCGAGCAGUCCACCAUUACCAGCACCAUCUGCCACUGCAACCAUCUGACGGCCUUCGGACUUGACUUCGCCACUCCGCCAAACACCCUUGACUUCGGGGCCUUGAAUUUCAGUGAUUUGGUGGACAACGGUGCCGUUUUGACAACCAUCAUUGUGGCGCUCUGUCUGUUCUCGUUGACAUCAGCCGUGAUCAAGAUCGCUGAGCGUAAAGAUAAAAGAAAGUUACAUCAUGCUGUAAGGUUGGACGACCUUCAGAACGGCUACCUGUACCGCCUUCUCGUCUGGACAGGUGCAGCUAGGCAUGCUGGGACAGAGUCUACCGUUACCUUCAAGCUUGUCGGAGACGCCGCAAACUCCGAUGUGAGAGUGGUCAACAUCGCUGAGAAGGUUUUUACCCAGGGCAGCCAGGUGACCCUGACCUUCAGCAUAGUGGAACAGCUGGGUAACGUGGAGCAGCUGCAGCUCAUGCACGACAACAGUGGGGAGGGGAGCCGUGCAUCGUGGCACGUGGACAGAGCAGCAGUGGAGGAUGUCACCACUGGCAAAACGUCCUAUUUCUUCUGCAAUGAGUGGCUGGCAGCCGACCGCGGGGACGGGCAGGUGGUGAAGACCUUUCCUGUCGCCACUGAGCAGGAUCUGCGAUCCUUCGGGUUCCUGUUCCCGGUGGCACGUUCACCCGCAGCCAGAGGCUCGGCUGCUGCCUGA